GUUUAAUUCAAGUUUAAGGAAAAGUAGUAAUACUAAUAUUACCACGACGAAGUCAAUUAAGGGAAAUAAAUAACAAAUAAGUAAAUAAUAAGCCUCCAAAUCCAAGUCUUGAAGCAGAAUUUCAAACUUCUGAACCAAAUCCACCCUGCUGCUUCAUACUAAGGUCCAUUGGUCCGGCAGGCAUCAAGCAACCGUCGAUGGAAGCAAUCAGGAAGCUAAGAGAUCAGGUUGCUAAACAGCAGCAGGCUGUCUUCAAACAAUUUUCUGGUGGCAUAUAUGGGGGUUCGGAUAAUAUUGUGCCAGAUGAAACAGAACUCCAACAGCAUCAAAAACUUGAGAGACUCUACAUAUCAACUCGUGCUGCCAAGCAUUAUCAAAAGGAGAUUGUCCGUGGUGUGGAAGGUUAUAUUGUAACUGGUUCAAAGCAAGUUGAAAUAGGUACCAAGUUAUCAGAAGAUAGCAGGAAAUACGGUGCUGAAAAAACUUGCACCAGUGGCAACACAUUAUCGAGAGCUGCACUGAGUUUUGGAAGAGCUCGUGCCCAAAUUGAAAAAGAGUGUGGAAUUCUACUGAAAGCCCUUGGCACACAGGUUGCAGAGCCUUUAAGAGCAAUGGUAGUGGGAGCGCCCUUGGAGGAUGCUCGACAUCUUGCUCAACGAUAUGCUAGAAUGCGGCAAGAAGCUGAAGCUCAGGCUGUAGAUGUUUCCAGACGCCAAGCCAAAGUACGAGAAUCUGCUGGUAGUGCUGAUAUUAUCAUGAAACUAGAAGCUGCUGAAGCCAAGCUUGAGGAACUAAAGUCUAACGUUGCAAUAUUAGGAAAAGAAGCUGGUGCAGCAAUGGCUGCUGUUGAAGGUCAACAACAGAGAUUAACUCUUCAGCGGCUUCUUGCAAUGGUUGAAGCAGAGCGCAACUAUCAUCAAAACGUUCUUCAGAUACUUGAUCAACUUGAAGGCGAGAUGUUGUCAGAACACCAGCGAAUUGAAGCAUCACCUAAUCCAGCUACAGAGAACACUAUGCCUCCCCCACCAUCAUAUGAAGAUCUCAGCGAUAACUUUUCUUCUGAAACCUAUGAUGAAUUGACAGACAUCAGGGACUAUUUCUUAGGAGAGGUUAUGUAUACGUUUCAAGCUGUGACUGAUGUGGAGUUAAGUUUGUCUUUUGGGGAUUAUGUCGUCGUCCGGAAGGUGGCAAACAACGGUUGGGCUGAAGGUGAAUGUAAGGGAAAAGCAGGUUGGUUCCCGUUUGACUACGUAGAAAGGCGGGAGCGUGCUCUUGCUAGCAAGGUGGCUGCAGUCUUUUAAAUCUAUUGAUUGCCUGUUUAUUUGGCUUGGGUUGUGUCUGUGUUUCUGCACUAGAAUUACGUAAUUUGUCCAACUUUUUUCUAUUCAUUUUAGGAACCAACGUUAGCUGGUUCCGCCUUGUAUAUGACCCAAAGUUGUUUCUACUGCUUUAUAUCUGCCUCACCAAUAUAAAUAUUUCAGUUUUCUUCUGGA
Molecule: messenger RNA, 1493 nt
Organism: Prunus avium (sweet cherry)
Lineage: Eukaryota; Viridiplantae; Streptophyta; Magnoliopsida; Rosales; Rosaceae
Product: SH3 domain-containing protein 2
Molecular function (GO): protein binding
Source: RefSeq, a predicted model, not a curated record